This is a messenger RNA of Hippopotamus amphibius kiboko, 347 nucleotides long. RefSeq names its product protein PET117 homolog, mitochondrial. The coding region runs from base 102 to 347 and encodes 81 amino acids. The transcript has 2 exons. Lineage: Eukaryota; Metazoa; Chordata; Mammalia; Artiodactyla; Hippopotamidae. The record is from RefSeq and is a predicted model, not a curated record. Gene Ontology annotation, biological process: mitochondrial respiratory chain complex IV assembly. Gene Ontology annotation, cellular component: mitochondrion.
CUGCGCUCGAGGAGUCGAGCCUGGCCCGCUCCGCAGCGCGCCCUCGGCGGCGGCCCCGGCCUGAGGCGCGAGGAGCCGAGGCCGUGGCAGCCCGUGCAGGGAUGUCGGGGCGCUCGAAGGUGGUGCUGGGCCUCUCGGUGGUGCUGACGGCGGCCACCGUGGCGGGCGUGCAUCUGAAGCAGCGGCAGGACCAGCAGAGGCUUCGUGACGGAGUCAUCAGAGACAUUGAGAGGCAGAAUCGGAAAAAAGAAAAUAUUCGUCUUUUGGGAGAACAGAUUCUUCUGACUGAGCAACUUGAAGCAGAAAGAGAGAAGAUGGUGUUGGCAAAAGGGUCUCAAAAAACGUGA